Molecule: messenger RNA, 3825 nt
Organism: Lymnaea stagnalis (great pond snail)
Lineage: Eukaryota; Metazoa; Mollusca; Gastropoda; Lymnaeidae
Source: the annotation of a GenBank genome assembly
AAAUGGUUUACAUUCAGGAGCAGCUCUGACCUAAGACUGUCGUGUCGAUGACGCAUCGUCUGAUUAUUUGAGUGAUGCAGCUAUAACAUUGUGUUAAAUUAAAACCAUUAUUUAACAAUUUAUGGUUGACAUUAAUUCACAUUUAAUGCCAGAUUUAGUUUAAUCAUAUUAUUUGGAACCCACUGUUCUUCCUGAUCUUGCGUAGGAACACAGUUUAGAAGAAGAAUAGAAAAUAGUGCCGUCCGUUCGACAAAAUGGAGGCGGUGGCACUACACCCAUUCACUGCGACAGCUGACGAUGAACUUAGUUUUAAAAAAGGAAACAUCUUGAAGGUAGAUUGAGGGCAUAUUACAUUUAUAAACCAUUGGAUUAAGCCAUUUCUUUAAAUUUAAAGACCCCAUUGGGCAUAGUUGUUCUCAAAUUAUAAUGUACUAAUAUUAUAUUAAACAAGACAUCAGUAUAUUUUUUUUUUAAAUCAUUAAAUUUUUGUCUUGAGUUUUAGACUAUUUAGUUGGAGCCUUGUAAUUGAUGUUGAGAGAUGAAAGGAGAAGAAUUUGUAUUUUCUACUUACUUGAUAAGAUGGUAGGCUACAGUUUUGCUCUAUUGGAUAGCACAGGGAGUAAUAAUGCUAUGAUAAUAAUAUAAUAGGCUUAAUAGGUCAGGCUGAGGCUAGUACUCUACUCUAACACUAGUACUAGUAUUUUUAUUUGAAAAAUAAAACAGAAUAAGCUAUAAGUAAUAGUAAUAAGGGGUAGUUAGUAGCCUAUCCAGUACUUGCCUGUUGUACUGUAGUAGAAGUUGUGAGAGUAGGGAAAAUUUGAAAAAAUAUAAAAAAUAGAGAAUUUGUCAGAGAACUGAAAACAAAUUACUACACUACUUUUGACUUGUAAGAGGUGUUAAGUGAACAAGGGAAAGAGCAGAAGACUCAAAGAAAACAGAAAAUUGCAGGCCUAUACCACACUAUAAUUUUAUAAAUCUAGUGGUGAAUUAGGCUAGUAAGACAUGGGACCUCGACAAGAAAACAACUGAAAACUGCUCAUAUAUGUCAUGUAAUAAAUUGUGUGAAAUUUUUUUAAUCUAGAAGGGGUAAAGUGCUGCAAAAAGGUUAAGAGCCCCUGUGCUAAGGGAUUAGGCUUAGGAUUAGGCUUAUUAGUUAUUAGGCCUAUGUUCUAAUACAGGUCAAAGAUAAUAGCUCACUAUUGGCAAACUUCUUUCUUUUUAUUUCUCUGUACUUAGAUGUGUUUUUGUAACUCUUUACCGGUAUUCUCUCCAUUGUGGGUUCAAGCCACAGUCUGGGGGGGGGAGAAAAAAUUAUCAACUAAUAUAAGUGCUCCUGCCUUUUUAUAAACACCCUCUCAUAUCAAGGGACAUGGAUGCAUUAAAAAUUAAGGCCCCCCAUCCAUCUAUAACCUCAUACCCAUGCGAAGAAGGGGGCGAGAAGGCCAAUCACCCCUCACGCAAACAUCAGGGGGGCCAAUUAAACAAAUGUGAGUUCCGGCUCCUUUUUUAACUUACCAAAAAAAGGACUGAUUAAAGCUAAUCCAAAAUUACUUUAAGCUUUAGAACAAACAUAUUGAUGGAUUAACUUUCGGUCCAUUUGAACUUAGUAAUAAUGAACUAUUCAAAAAAUAUUGGGUGAAAAAUGGUUGUUACUGUUACACAUGCUAUUUGUCAUGCCCUUUAUUUUCUGACAACAAAAUACUGUGUCGGCAAGCAUAGUCCAAUUCUUAGUCCAAUAUUCCACUCUUACGCUAUAAUAAUACAAAAUAAAUUUUAAAUUAUAUAUAUACUGGUACCAGUAUAGUAAUAAAUUAUCUUCAUUCAUUAAUGGUCAUGUUUGUUGAAGCCUUUUUCCAAAUCAUUUUUAACACUUUUGUCACCAAACUGUUAACCAACCAUCUCCUCUUCAAUUUCAUCUCUUCAUUAACUUCAUAUAUGGAGAAACUAUAAAUUAUAGUUAUAAACUGCAGAAACAUAUUCAUUUUGUUAUAAUUUGAUGGUGUUGAUGAUUGAAUACUUAAAUAGUGCUUGUAUCCGUGCUAUUUUAGCAUGCUCACAGUGCUCUGAAGUCCUAAUAUCUAUUUAUUUUAAAUGUCUUUAAAUAUUUCUUAAAUGAUUUUUUUAUCAUUUUCAAUUUCCCUCAAAGAUUGAGGCAAACUGUUCCAUAAUUUUGGUGCUAUAGCGCACUCCGUAUGACUUUUUUCUGUGUCCAUCCACACUGGGAACUCUCAGUAAGGACUGUGUUGAAGAGCAUGAGUUUUUUUAAGGAUACAUGUUUAGAAAUCAGUUCUUUAAGAUAUUCAGGUCCAGAACCUUCUAUACAGCUGUACGCCAGGGACAGAAUUUUUUGGUCAAUGCCCUCAUUGGUUUUACUUUAACAUUCAUGGUUUUUAAGCAAUGAAUGACACAAAAAAAUAAAUAAAUAAAUAUUUUAAUAAUAUUAAAAUUUCAAAAUUUUAGUUCUUUUCAUUUACUCUAGAGAUUUUUAAAAAUCUUUUUAGAUUCUCAGCACAUUUGAUGAUAAAAAUUGGUAUAAAGCCGAACUGAAUGGCAAAGAAGGAUAUGUUCCACAUAAUUAUAUUGAAAUGUGCCCACAUUCGUAAGUAAUCUAUUUUUUAAAGUAUUGUAAUCAAAUUCUUUUGAAUACUACUUAACUAUUUUUUUUAAAACAAAAAAAGUAUUUUCUUUUAUUAUUUCUAGUGCUUUUCUCUCACAUUUAUAGGUUUAACUGUAAAGGAUUGAAGUUGCUUUACAGCUGUAAAAAGUAGUAACUGAUUUUUAAAACAUUAAUUAUUUUAGCUGGUAUGUAGGAAAGGUAUCUAGGACAAAAGCUGAAGAGAUGCUUUUAAGAACUGAGCAACCUGAUGGUGCCUUCCUUGUAAGAAAUAGUGAAAGUGCCCCUGGAGAGUUCUCAAUAACUGUCAAGUAAGUUUUUUAGUAUGAUUAUUGAAUUACUUAUAAUUUUAUCUUUAAAAGCUGUAACCGUUUAACUUACAAGUGUCUAUUUAAAUGACCUAUUUAUAUCUUUCUUACAGGUUUCAGAAUGGAGUUCAACAUUUCAAAGUAUUACGAGAUGGUGGUGGAAAAUAUUUCCUUUGGGUUGUAAAAUUCAAUUCAAUUAAUGAGCUAGUAAACUACCACAGAAAAGCUACAGUUAGUAGAUCCCAUGACAUUUAUUUUAAGGAUAUGGUCAACCAUGAUCUAGAGGUAAGUUGUUGAGGGCUUUUUAUACCAGUUUCAUGUGUUGUAUUUUAUUAUCCUUUUAUAUCUGGGUGUAAUAUGGCCUAAAUGUAGAUUUAUUUAACAAGAUGAGAAUUUUGACACAUUUAAAUUUAUAUUAUAGGUCCAACGUGUGAGAGCUAUCUUUGACUUUGAUGCACAAGGGUGUGAUGAACUUGGAUUUAGGAAAGGGGAUAUCAUUAAAGUAACACAGAAAGUGGAUGAAAGCUGGUGGCGAGGGGAGCUGAAUGGUCAGGAAGGUAUGUUUCCUGUCACAUACGUUGAAAGACUGCCUGAAGAUCAACAACCUAUUCUUUGAGGACAAGCUACAUCAGGGAAAGGCUGCAAGGAUAUAUGAACUGUUGUUUAGGACCAAAAUGUCUUGAACAUACAGUUUGAAAUAAGGACUUAUAUAUCCUCAUUGAAUCAAGAUACUUAAAAUAAGCUGAUUAUGGGUGCUCAAAAUGAUUGAACAGCUGAAUUAUAAAGUGGAAAUAAAAAUGUUUUGCUUCCUGCUACCCAAUUUGCCUAGGACUUUCAUUCAGUGUAACUUCUGUUUUUUAAUUUGAGGAAUAGAGACUUUUCUAGUGAAAUUCGAGAGAGGGG